AUGACGCCAGGCAUUCAGUUUCUUCCUCCAGAACCCAUAAAACUCGUGGAUGCAAGCGAGGCCGCAGAUAGCGACUGUGAGAGCAAUAAUAGCCAAAACUUACGUAUUACAGCAGUAGAUAUAAGAAUAUGCUCAGAAGUUACUGACACCGAUAUUAGGGCUCCUCUGAGGCAGAGCAGGUUCACAUUAUGGACUAUUAACAUCCAAGUUAAAACUAAAGACGGUAGGCGAGUAAUACAGCUCCAAAAGCGCUAUAGCGAUUUUGUGCGUUUCAGAGAGCGCCUGCUACUCAAAUUACCACGAAGGCUACUUGGGUAUAUACCUGAUCUACCGCCAACAGUCAAAUGGUAUGAUGCAUGGAGGUACAACGACGUUAAUUUUGAUAAGUGUUGGCUUGCAAAUAGAAGAGCCGGUCUUCAGUAUUUUCUGAACCAGGUAUUUCUGAACCCCGUGAUCCUCAAAAACGCAUCCGCGGUAUUCCAGAAGUUUUUAGGGACUGAUAUAGACGUCCAAGCUUUCGGUCAAAGACUUAAACAGCAUAUAUCGUAA
Molecule: messenger RNA, 549 nt
Organism: Eremothecium sinecaudum
Lineage: Eukaryota; Fungi; Ascomycota; Saccharomycetes; Saccharomycetales; Saccharomycetaceae
Gene: YPT35
Product: Ypt35p
Exons: 1
Coding region: 1-549 (182 amino acids)
Molecular function (GO): phosphatidylinositol-3-phosphate binding
Source: RefSeq, a predicted model, not a curated record